AUGUCAACAAAUUCUUCAAAAUUUGAAAAUUCUUUAGGUUCUUCAAGAUCUCCAAUAAAUUUGAAUUCAAAUACUCUACAAUCAAAUUUAGAUAAUUUAAUAAAUUCAAAUAAAUUCAAACAAGAACAACAAGAAUUACAUGAACAACAGGAGAAACAACAAGCUCAUGAAGCUGAAGAAAUAGAAUCACAAUAUACAAAAUCUUCAAAUAAUCAAAAUUCUGAAAAUAAAGAUGCUUCAAAAGCCGAUGCGUUUGUUGAAACUCCAUUCAUGCCCAAAAUGGCAAAUGAAACUUUAAAAGCAGAAUUAGGUAGAUCAUCAUGGAAAUUAUUUCAUACAAUAUUAGCAAGGUAUCCAGAAAAUCCAACAAUAAAAGAACGUACAACAUUAGGAGAAUUUAUAAAUUUAUUUUCAAAAGUUUAUCCAUGUGGAGAUUGUGCAAGACAUUUCCAAACUUUACUUUCAAAAUAUCCUCCUCAAACUAAAAAUAGAAAAAUUGCUGCUAUAUGGGGUUGUGAUAUUCAUAAUAAAGUUAAUUUAAGAUUAAAUAAACCUGAAUAUGAUUGUACUACUAUUUUAGAAGAUUAUGAUUGUGGUUGUGGAUUAGAUGAAUUAGAAUCUGAUGAUACUUUAAGUAAAGGUUCAAGUAUUGAUUCGUCAAGGAAAUCAAAAAUUAACGAAGAUUCUGACAAUGGUUCAUUGAAAGAUUUAAAAAAUAUAAAAUCGGCAUCUACUAAAGAUGAAGCAGAUGAUUUUUUGAAAGAUCUUCAAAAACAUAAAGGUAAUGGUCCUUUUUUAUCCAACUUAGAAGAAAAUUCACCUAAUUCAGAAAGUAAUAAAAAUUCAGACUUGACACAAAUUAUUAAAGAAAAUGAUGAUCACUUAAAGAAUUUAAAAAUUGAAAAAGAAGAUUUACAGAGAGGUGGAUAG
Messenger RNA from Lodderomyces pseudojiufengensis, 930 nucleotides. Its product is annotated as flavin-linked sulfhydryl oxidase. The record is from RefSeq and is a predicted model, not a curated record. The transcript has a single exon. Gene Ontology annotation, cellular component: mitochondrion. Lineage: Eukaryota; Fungi; Ascomycota; Pichiomycetes; Serinales; Debaryomycetaceae. Bases 1 to 930 code for a protein of 309 amino acids. Gene Ontology annotation, molecular function: flavin adenine dinucleotide binding; flavin-dependent sulfhydryl oxidase activity.